CGACUCAGCAAACAUCCACGAGUGGCUGUGAUGCACAGAGGGGAUACGAGCAGCUCGCGCACAGUCCGGAUAGGAGACACGGUACCGGGAGGUUGUCAGGAUUCCACCGAUCGCCACGGAAAGCGCGUUUGCUGGCGGGAGUUUACCGCUGAGGCGUCGGAUGGAUGAUGAGGAGGAGGACAUGUCACAGCCCAUCUCGCAGCUCUGGGGAUCGUCCUUCAGGGACGUCAAAUACGAAGACCGAGCCACGCCCAUCUCAGCCGGACAGGCCCUGGCUGCCGUCACCGCCGCCGUGCCCACGUCGCGGGGUCACAACAACAACAGCAUCGGCAUCAACACGCUGCCCUGCAGCUUGCACUGGCAGCCGCGCAUACCCUUUCACGGCAGCGCUGGAUUACGUUCACAUUUCCCCGCUCACUUUGAGCCAAUGGAGGACCGGGGAGAGAGACAGCAUGAAGAGGAGGAGGAGCAGGAGAUGGAGGAGGAGGGCAGAGGGGAGGAGGAUGAGAGGAUGGCAGAGAGGGCGGAGGAGCAAGCGGGGGUGAGCGUGGAGGCGCAGAUCGGACGCAAACUUCGGGAGAUCGGAGACCAGUUCCAGCAGGACCACGUUGAACUGUUCAUGAGGCACCAGAGACAGAACCUGCCCGUCUGGAUGCGAUUCACCGUGGCCCUGUUCGGCUUCCUGUUUCCCAGAGAGGCUCCGGUGCCGCGGCUGAGGGGGGAGCAGAGAUGAGGGGACCUCCUGCUCGGCCCCUCGCCUCGGCCCUUGAUUUCCAAAAAACAAGGGACCAGACUUUUUAGAGAUGGCACUGUAAGAUGGAACACGGGUUUGGAUUUUGUUUUCUAACUGAAUAUGAAGACGACAUGAAGAAAACUCGGUCACCGCUGGACGGAGACUGAAGACGAAUUUCUUUUCCUUUUUUUUCCUUUUUUCGGGGGGGGUUGUUUUCUUGUUUUUUCCCGCCUCUCCAAGAAGAAGCCAUUGUGUUUGAAGAGAUAUUUUCGAAAUAUUUGUAAGAUUACCUAUUUUGUACAGUAAACUGCUCUUUUUAUUUGGUAAUUCAAGUCUUGAAGAACCCUCAUCAGUCCAGGGAAUGCCUUAUUCUCUCCUGCCACAGUACAUCCACGCUUUUUGCAUCCAGGACAUCACCUGAACGAGAUCGAUCUUAAAGAUUUGGCCACUUGUUUUUUAUUUUUUGGCGAUACACUGUGGACGUGGACAAUUCUGUGCUGAUGUCACUGACUUAAAACCUUGAGGACUCGGGGCACAUUUUUUUUUAUUUAUUCUCAGAAAAACAAUAAGCCCUCUGCUUAUCCUUUACUGUUCCGCACUGGCUAAUUUGAAAACAUGGUUGUGAUGACAUUGUUGCAGAUUUACACACUUUUGUUGCACUGUUGGUGUUUUAUCAGCUUCCACUAUAGACGUAGGGACGUUUUAUCAACCUGGCGUUCUCCAUCAGCCUCCGACCACUCGUGUUAGUAGAAGUGGCGUCACGACCCACAGCGUAGAUUUGGAUUUUGUGGAUUUAACCCAUUAAGACCCAAGGAUGGCGAAUAAGAACAUGCUCUAAAACUUUGGGGGAUUUUCCCAAAACUUUUAUUUCCAGCCUCUGAAGCAGAAACAUGAAAUAAAAAGCAUUUGACAGUGGCUUUCAUUGUAUAUCAUUUGCCAUUUCCAUAAAUUCUACAAUUUAAAAUCUUUAAAAACGUUUUUUGGGCUGAGAGCACUAAGAAACAAACAAACUACAUUUUCCCAUAAUUCAUUUAGUCUUAAAGGUGUAUACACGCAUAUGUCGCAUCAGGUCUUGAUGGGUUAAAUCAUUAAUGGACGCUUACUUGAAUUUGGGUGUACUAUAGGUUUCAGUCGAGAACAGGAUUCAAAGUGUUGAUUCCUCGUUGUCGACUCGCGAUCGUGUGCAUUUCCGAGUGUGUGCAGUAAAAGUGAAACCAAAUAAGCACAAAACUCAAAUCUCCCUCGUGGGAUUUCAAUCAGGGAACGGGAAACAAUCAGAUGUAAAGCUGAAAAGCUUCGGAUCAAUUUCAUCCCUUUCUAAAUCUUUUCAGGAUCUUCUUUCUCUGGCCGAGUGGACAAUCGCAAAUUUCGCCCCCUGUGGGAGAGACGACCUUUAGGAGCGUUUUUAGGGCUGAGCAAUAUUCAAGCCAGUGGGAAGGAGGAAUAGAAAACGUAGGGAUCGGCUGCAUUUGCAAUCAAACUGACGUCAGUGGAAUACGUCUCUCUCUUUACGAAUACCCUUGCGACACACCUUCUGGUUUGAAGACACAGAGAUGCAUUUUGAUUUGAUUUAAUUCCAGGUGUAAAUGUCACGAGCACUGAUUCAAACCCUGUCGUGCUGAUACACGUAUGAGAAAUCUCACGUUUUAAUCUCCUAUUCAAGUGCUUUCUUUCACCAAACUGCCAGUGGUACAUUUAGCCUCACAGUUAAAAAAUAGCUUGUGUAUAUUUCCGAAAAAGCAUUUUACAAACACACACACACACACACGUGGGAGACAGUUAAGUGAUCUAAACGUGAUAGCUGCUACGUUAGCAUUUCGCAGCGACACAGCCAUUUGUAGUCUUUUGAGACUUUAAAUAAGAUGUUCAAAAAUUCUCAUUGGAUGUAUUCUUUCAGUCUGUUGUAGAUUCAUGAUAUGAACUUUUGAAGACACUGAUGGGUUUUCUCCUGCUUUAUGUUUUCUUCAGGGAGUAGUUAACCUCCGUGUUAAAUAUGAAAUGUGUUGGCUGUCAUUCCGCCUUCGAGUGAAAAACAUUUCUUCAGACUUUUAAAAAAACGUUCCGAAGCAGCUUCCCUCAGCAUCAUCAUGGAAGUGAAACAGAUCAUCAGGUCCAGUGUGAAGGAUUAACAAAGGGGUCUAUCAGCAGAAUUUGAUUAUAAUAUUCAUAAUUGUGGUUUUAUUCAUUUGCAAUCACCUUAAACCAAGAUAGUUGUUUUUUUCUUUUGCUUAGAAUGAGCUGUUAACAACUACAAUGGGAGUGGCUCAUCUUCCGUGUUACUACAUUAGACCAGACCGAACCAAACAAACUCAGAGGGUCUUCCACAUCUUCUUUAUUUCAUAAGUUAUUCGGCCAAAACUGCUGUAGAUUGGUGUCGGUUGGAGGCCACUAAAUCCUACACACUGGUCCUUUAACCGUCAGUAGCUGAACCAAAAGUUUGUUUCCUGCAAACACUGAUCGCUGAGCCAGUUCAGAUAUUGUGUUGCACUCUGGUCGUCAGUCCAAAGCUUUAAACCCGUUUAACUACUCCCUGUCCUUAUACUGAGAACACUUUGUUAGAUUACUUUUGGAGAUAAUUUAUUCUAAUUUAUUUUGUGUAUAUUUGCUCAGUGCUACUGUAUAGAUGACUCUCUCAGUGUGUACAGUCCAAUUUUCUUCUCCUUGUUUGUGUGCAUUCGGUUGUGUAUUCGAUGCCUGUGUGUAGGGGAGGUCGGACUGAAAGCCACGUGCCUCGUGUGUCCUCGCACAAACCGUGUGAGUCUCUCUUACAAAACACGUGAUUAACAGACAAUCAAAUGUACAAAAUGUGCCUUGUGAAUAACAGACCCCGCCCACAUCUUCAUCAUCCCCAUCAGCAUCAUCAACACUCGGCAGACAAUUACCCAAAAGUCACUGGUCACGGCUCUUGUUUCACUCGGGCUCCGUGAGAUUAACGUACGGUAGAGUCGGCACGAACAGUACGUUUGUUGUGCCUUUUAUACGUAAUAAAAAACAACAACAACAACAACAGCAUAAAUCUGUGUGAUUCCUCACAUCAGCUCACGAGGCACCGGCUCCACCUUUGACAUCUCUCAGCACGAACGGCAGGUCCCACCACGCAGAACCUCCUCGAUACCGAGAGACAACUGUUUGCAAUCCAUGUGCACUGUAAAAAAAACAACAACUAUUUUUUACCUGUAAACUGUAUUUUGCACCUCUCUCUUUCUACUCCUGUGCUGAACUUCCCUUCCCCCGAGAAAAAUCAAAUGCUGGUUUUUCGUGCUUUAUUAUCUACAAUCUAGUAGGGCUGCGGGUUUACAUUUGAAGGAGGAAUGAGCCACCGUUUUUUUUUUUUUUUUUUUUGUACGGGAGCUGGGUUGAGCAGCCACUGGGUCGGUGUCACUGCUACAACCUGGACUCACGAGAAACAUUUAGUUAUAUACGUUCAGCCUUCAGUGUCUUUGCUAUCAAAUUUCUUCAAUUGUUUUUUUUUUUUCAAAUAUCCAAGAACGAGUGCAUCUUAACUGUCAAGUGCUGUGAUUUGGUGUUUUUAUACAUUUGACAUGAAUUUGACAGCUACUGUUGCCAUGUUUAUAAAAUUUUAUCAAAAACUUUUUCCAUGCUUUUUUGUAACAAGACGGAGAAAGAACUACAACACGACUCUUUUUGCUUUUCUAUGAUUGCUUUUUAUUCAGUGCUGCGGCAAUUUUUCAGAUUUCGGAUAUUGCCAAUUCUGCUGUCACUCUCAGUUCAAGGGCUUUUUUCGAUAAAUGUAAAUGGAGUAAAAAUGCAUGUCCGACAUUCCUGAAAAAAAAAUGUUCUGUAUCCUUAAGGGUUUGAAUGUAAUUUAAUGGAGUGAAAAACCACAAUAUCUCUUUUUAAUACAUGGACUGAACAGUGGAACUUCUCUCAGACUCCUUUUCUGUGUUUGAGCGGAGGGGGUUUGUACUGUCCUCACGGCGCUUUCUUUAAAUUCAGAGUGGUCUCAAGGAUUUCACAUUCAUGUGUUCUAUGAAGUGAGACCCAGUCCAGAUGUAGCAGUUCUUUUUCUUUUUCGUGAAAGCAUUGGCUGUGUCAUCUUUGGGACUGCUCUGUGUCAGCUGCACCGUUUUCCAGACAGCGCAGGACGUGGAGCGAUGGAGGCGGACCGGGGAUGUUUGUUCUUUUUUCUAGUGCAAUAUGCUGUACAUAAGAGCUUGGCUCUCCAAAUCUUACAACUUCUCUUAAGUUCUUUUGUUGUUCAAUGGGUACAUUGCUGUUUUUUUCAUUAAAACUUUAUGGACAAUUGAAA
Molecule: messenger RNA, 5003 nt
Organism: Pleuronectes platessa (European plaice)
Lineage: Eukaryota; Metazoa; Chordata; Actinopteri; Pleuronectiformes; Pleuronectidae
Product: bcl-2-modifying factor
Exons: 4
Coding region: 161-733 (190 amino acids)
Biological process (GO): apoptotic process; positive regulation of apoptotic process; negative regulation of autophagy
Cellular component (GO): myosin complex
Source: RefSeq, a predicted model, not a curated record